This is a messenger RNA of Hemisphaericaspora subhashii, 1953 nucleotides long. RefSeq lists its product as uncharacterized. The record is from RefSeq and is a predicted model, not a curated record. Gene Ontology annotation, molecular function: ubiquitin protein ligase activity. The transcript has a single exon. Gene Ontology annotation, biological process: ubiquitin-dependent protein catabolic process. Gene Ontology annotation, cellular component: cytoplasm. The coding region runs from base 1 to 1953 and encodes 650 amino acids. NCBI's taxonomy places the organism in Eukaryota, Fungi, Ascomycota, Pichiomycetes, Serinales, Debaryomycetaceae.
AUGACGCCCUUACAACCAGAACCAACAAGAUCCAUAUUCCAACCAAAGUUGGUUUUAAUUUGUUCAGCAAUCUUGUUUAGUUUCUUCUUAAUCAAUCAAAAGAAUUCAUCACAUCUUGAUUUAGAAGAUGCAUUAUAUUUAACCAAGAAUUCAAUCCGAGAAUUUAAAGAUCAACAUUUCCCUGAUGGAACAUUGUAUCAUCCUCAUCCAAGACGAAGAACUCUUACUAAUGAUUCUCGAAUACUUGAAAGUGAUAUUGAUUAUCCUUUGAAUAAUGUCGUUAAUUCAUUCUUCCCCAUUGAUGCAAUUAUAAGUUAUAAUAGAUCAACAACAACCAUUCCAACUUUCCCAACUAACAAUAUAACAACUCAUGAAUUGAUUAGUAGAUAUGCUUCAUUCAGUCCCGUGUUGAAUUAUAAUAUGAUUAGUCACUAUCGGAUAUUACCUCAUAAUGCAUGUACGAAAUUUGAACCGGAAGAUCCUGAAGAAUUGGAAGGUUUCAAGAAUAAAGUAAUUAUAGUGCUUAGAGGUGAUUGUACAUUUGUUGAUAAAGUAACUAAUGUUCUUGAAUCAAAAUUAGAUCCAACUUGUAUUAUUAUUGCUAAUGAUGAACCUUAUCGAGGGUUAAUUACAAUGUUUCUGAAUAAUUUUAAUCAAGAUGGUUCUUUACGAACUCCUAUUUUAUUUAUAACCAAUGAAGAUUUCAUGACUUUAUCAAAUAUAGAAUCAGAGGAUUUACCAAUUGGUAUUAGAACCGCCUAUAUUGGAAGUUGGUUAAGUAUUAUUUUAUCCAUGGUAUUAUCCCCACCAUUAUUAAUCAUUUUUUUCUAUUCUAUGAUAGUUUGUGGACAACGGAUUCGUAGAAGACAAAUCAAUAUGCAAAAUGCCAAAAUGGUAAAACAAUUACCGGUAUACAUAUUCAAUAUAGAUCAUUUAAUCCUUGCCCCCUUUUUCCAAAAGUAUUUAAAAGUUACUGGCCAAACCAAUAUGGUCCCCCGUGAUUCCGAAACCACCGAUCUUUAUGAAUCCCCCAAACCUUCUAGAAAUGGAUCCUCAUUAUCAAUACAUAAAAUAACAGUCGGUGGGAUUGAUGUAAGAUCAUCAAAAGAUUCCUUACAUGUAAUUACCGCCCCUGAUGAUUUUUAUCCCGCAUAUAAAUGUUCAAUAUGUUUAGAAAAAUAUAUUCCAUUAAAAUCAAAAUUAUUAGUAUUGGAAUGUAAACAUUUCUUUCAUGAGAAAUGUUUACUGAAUUGGUUAAUAAAUUUUAGAAGAAGUUGUCCAUUAUGUAAUUCAACUUUAACAAAACCAAAUUGUACAUAUUUAUUAGGAAGUGAUGAUGAAAUUGUUGAAUAUGGGAGCACUAAUGAUUUAGAAGCUGGUGUUUUGGUUCCGUUUUUUGAUCCUUCUCCAUCUCAAGAAGAAAGUUUAGAGAGUGAGGAUGAUAUAUAUAGUGAUGGAUUAUUUCCUGUGGGGUCAUCUUCUCGAGAACUUAGUGUCACCAGAUCGGAAGGAAAUGAAUUACAUUCUGUUGUUCAAAAUGAAGAAAUUCCUCCUCCCGUGAUUGUCGGACCUAGUAGUGGAGUAUCAGAAACUACGGAUAUGUCAUUCUUCACCCCAGCACAAUCACCCCCACUUCCCGCAGAUAAGUUGGUUAGACCACCACCUGUAUCAGCUACCCAUUCAUUUCGAAUUUCAAAACCACUGCAGAUUUUGAGUAGAUUUUCAGGCAGAGAGGAAGAGAAUGAAAGUGAACCUGGUUCCAAAGAAGAUUCUAGGUUGGAAUUGAGUGUGAGUAUUGAUUCUGGGGAUUUUGUCAGUGCGAGUGAAGAACAACAACUACAUCAGGAUUCUAAUUCUAUUGAGUCAAGCGGAUCAAGUAACGAAACGAUGGAAUAUCAUGGGGGUGAUAAUGAUGAUGUAUCUACUCUCGAGCAUAUGGAGACUCACCAGUGA